This is a messenger RNA of Oncorhynchus tshawytscha (Chinook salmon), 4275 nucleotides long. It is a transcript of the gene pdcd6ip, whose product is annotated as programmed cell death 6 interacting protein. The transcript is spliced from 18 exons. Gene Ontology annotation, molecular function: protein binding. The record is from RefSeq and is a predicted model, not a curated record. Gene Ontology annotation, biological process: mitotic cytokinesis. NCBI's taxonomy places the organism in Eukaryota, Metazoa, Chordata, Actinopteri, Salmoniformes, Salmonidae. Bases 108 to 2765 code for a protein of 885 amino acids. Gene Ontology annotation, cellular component: endosome.
ACGUCUUCUGACGUUUGCAGCAGAAUCCAGGAAGUGAGGAGUCGCUUGUUGUUUUUGCCGAUUGACAGUCCUUUCACAUUUUAUUUGUUACUUUUCGCCGGCCAAAAAUGGCGACUUUUAUUUCUGUCCCGUUAAAGAAGUCGUCUGAAGUCGAACUAGUUAAACCGCUCUCGAAAUUCGUUACGGCGACAUACCCAACGGGCGAGGAUCAAGCUGAGUAUAUCCGAUCCGUGGAGGAGUUGAACAAGCUGCGCAAGAGUGCUCUGGGGAGGCCGCUCGACAAACACGAAAGCUCGCUGGAAAUCCUCCUGAGGUAUUAUGAUCAGCUGUGUGCCGUGGAGCCAAAGUUUCCCUUCUCUGAAAACCAGCUGUGUCUAACCUUCACAUGGAAAGAUGCCUUUGAUAAGGGCUCACUGUUCGGGGGCUCAGUCAAACUAGCCCUGGCCAGUCUGGGCUAUGAGAAGACAUGUGUGUUGUUCAAUGGAGCAGCGUUGGCAAGUCAGAUCGCUUCAGAACAAAACCUGGACAGCGAUGAAGGACUGAAGGCCGCAGCCAAAUACUACCAGUUGGCAAGUGGAGCAUUUGGUCACAUUAAGGACACAGUGCUGUCGGCUCUGAACAGAGAGCCUACAAUGGACAUUUCUCCUGAGACCGUAGGAACCCUCAGUCUCAUCAUGCUGGCUCAGGCACAGGAAGUCUUCUUUCUCAAGGCUACUUCAGAUAAGAUGAAGGACGCCAUCAUCGCUAAACUGGCCAAUCAGGCGGCAGAUUUCUACAGCGAUGCCUUCAAGCAGUGUCAGUACAAAGAGAACCUGCCCAAGUGUAUUUAUUUCCAGGAGGUGUUGCCGGUGCUGGCAGCUAAACACUGCAUCAUGCAGGCCAACGCUGAGCUACAUCAGUCUAUCCUCGCCAAGCAGAAGAAACACUUUGGGGAGGAGAUCGCUCGCCUGCAGCAUGCUUCAGAGCUGGUGAAGACGGUAGCAUCUCGCUAUGAUGAAUACGUCAGUGUGAAAGACCUUAGUGAUAAGAUCAGCCGUGCUCUGACCGCAGCUAAGAAGGACAACGACUUCAUCUACCACGACCGCGUCCCUGAGGUCAAAGACCUGGAACACAUCGGCAAGGCAGCGCUGGUCAAGGCUACCACCAUCACACCUCCGCUCAGCGCCAAGUUCACUGACUUGUUUGAGAAGAUGGUGCCCAUGGCUGUGCAGCAGAGUAUGAGUGUGUACAGCCAGAGGAAGGCUGAGACCGUCAACAGACUGGUAGGAACCAUGAGGGAAGCUACUAACCUCUGCAACGGUGUCCUGGCAUCUCUGAACCUGCCUGCGGCUCUGGAGGACCUGUCUGGAGAUUCUAUCCCACAAUCCAUUAUUGAAAAGGCCCAUGCCAUCGUCCAGCAGGGGGGGCUGCAGAGCAUAGAGCAGCUGAUCAGAGACCUGCCGGAACUACUGACACGCAACAGAGAGAUCCUGGAUGAGUCUCUGAAGAUGCUGGAUGAUGAGGAGUCGACAGACAGCGAGCUGAGAUCCAAGUUCAGCCAACGCUGGAACAGAACUCCCUCUGGAGACCUCUACAAACCACUCAGAGCGGAGGGGGGUAACUUCCGUAGCGUGUUGGACAAGGCAGUGCAGGCUGACCAGGUGGUCAGAGAGCGUUAUAAUGCACACUGUGAGAUGAUCGCCCUCCUCUGUAAACCUGAGGCUGAACUCACCGCUGCUAUACCUUCAGCCAACCCUGCUAAGACAUUGCAGGGCAGCGAGGUUGUGAGUGUGUUGCGUUCCCAGCUGUCCCAGCUAGAGUUGGUGAAGAGAGAGAGGGAGGUGCUGGAGACGGAGAUUAAGGGCGUGACCUUUGACAUGUCCUCCAGCUUCCUGACAGCUCUGGCUCAGGACGGGGCCAUCAAUGAGGAGGCACUGUCAAUGAGCCAGCUGGACCAAUCAUACGGCAGCUACAGCCAGAGGGUUCAAGCCAGCCUCCGCUCUCAGGAAGAGCUGUUGGGCAACGUGCAGGCAUCUCACCAGGAGUUCUCCAGUCUGAAGCAGUCCAACUCGGAGGCUAAUGAUCGUGAGGAGGUGUUGAAGAAGCUGGCCUCGGCCCACGACAGCUACGUUGAGAUCACCAGCAACCUCAGAGAGGGCACCAAAUUCUACAAUGACCUCACCGAGAUCCUGCUGAAGUUCCAGAACAAGUGCAGUGACAUCGUCUUCGCCCGCAAGACAGAACGGGAUGAACUGCUGAAGGAUUUGCAGCAGAGCAUCGCCAGGGAGCCCAGUGCCCCGUCCUUCUCUGUCCCCGCCUACCAGACUAACCCCACCGCCACUGGACCAACCCCCGCACCAAGGACUGUCUUCCAGCCUCAGCAGCCCCAGGCGAAGGCCCAGCCUCCCGAGCGGCCCCCUCCCCCUGCCUUCACCCCCCAGGCCGCCUCCGCACCAGGCAACCCUCCCAGUAACCAGCCUCAACCAGUAAACCCCCCACCUAUGGCCCCUCCCUCACAGGCCCAGGGACCGCCUUACCCCACAUACCAGGGAUACCCCGGGUAUGCCUACCAGAUGCCUAUGGGUUAUAACCCGUAUGCAGCGUACAGCCAGUACAACAUGCCCCCCACUAUGCAGCCUAACAUGCAGCCCUACGUCCCCUAUCAGCAGGCCCCAGCACCCGGACAGGGGGGCUACCCUGGGGUCCCCCCCACACAGCAGCACCCCUACACCUACCAACAACAGCCCCAGCAACCACCACCACAGCCAUACUACCCACAACAAUAACUACUCUCUCACUCCUCUCCUCCAUCCCUCUCCUCUGCUAUCGCUACUCCGACCGACAGCAGAAACCAUGCUACUACGCCCAGCAAUAACUCCUCAAUCUCUCUCUCUCUCUCUCCCUUCUUCCUCUGCCUUACUUACGUUGCACUUCUAGCACUCCACCUUUGCUCUCUCCCUCCCUCUACCUUCUCUCCCUCUACCCUUUCUCCUCUACCUUCUCUACCCUUUCUCCUCUACCCUCUCUCCCUCCCUCCUCUACCCUCUCUCCCUCUCUGCUCUACCCUCUCGCUCUUCUUCCAUCCAUCCCUCCCUCUACACUUACUCCCUCUACAUACUCAUCUACGAACCAGCUCCUCUAUUUAUUUUUUGUUUUCAUAUUAUUUUUCUAAUUAUUGCUUUAUUCUUUAAGUCCUAACUUUUCUUCCUGCUAUACCUGACUUCCUGCUAUGGGCCUAGGUCAAAAAUAUACAGGUUAGGAUAAGAGGAUUCCAUAAGUCUUUGCAUGAAUGCAGAAGAAUUCUAAACAAUGGGACUAGCAAUGCGAGCCAAAAUGACUGGAAGUGAAUUUUAGCAGUACAGAAAGUUUGCCAUCAAGUGGAAAAUUAACACAAUUGUAGUGAAUUUCAGCUAACUAGUCAGCAAACGCAUAGCAUAACUGUUUUACUGUCAUUCUAUUCAUUUAAAUGUGUUUCUAGUUAUCUACAGACCCUUUAUUUUUCCGACCGAUUGUCACAUUUUCAAUGCUAAUCCUGUAGAAUCAGCAGUGGCGCUGGUCCAAUUCAUUUGUUUAUUUUCGAAUGCUGCCGCAUGGAAUUAUUGAUUAUUGCGUUGUCCUAACCUGUAUAUACUCGGCCUAGAUAUAGAACACUAGAGGAGCUGCAUGUCAUUCUUGGAUGAGGAGGGCGUGGCAUGAUUCCUUAUUUGGGAGCGAGUGGGAGGGGUCACAUUCAAUGUCACUGAAUGAAGAACCUGAGGACCCAGGGUGGUAUUCAGUAGGGAGAAAACGUUUAGAAACGGAAUGAAAUGGGGGUUUACAGCUUGAACUUUUUUUUGAGCUUGAACUUUUUGCAAUAAGAAGCAAUUCUUGUCUGUUUUCAAACCGUUUUGCUACUGAAUACGACCCAGCUACGAUCACUCAGCUUAACGCCUGGCGCUUCUAUAACAACUAUAUCAUAUUUUUGUAAUGUAUAAUACUUAUGUAAUAAUCCAAUAAAAAUGGCUGUCGGUUUUUCUAAUUUAGAUAAGGACUGUUGGAGAUGCACUCUUGCUGUCUCUGUUCUGUCUCCCUCUCAAUUAUCACUCCUCUCUCUCUAUCACUCCCCUCUCUCCAUCACUCCUCUCCUCUCUCUCUCUGUGGGGAUGUGUCUUUCUGUUUUACAAUCAGAGUAAAGCUGUAAAUGGCUGUAGAUGUUUUUCUGGGAUAAAGGUUAUUAUAUAUAAAGACUUUGGUUAACCCAACAACACAGUGUUUCUCUUUGGUUCUAAUGUGAUUAAAACACCUCUGCAUACCAGA